This is a messenger RNA of Mycetomoellerius zeteki, 1016 nucleotides long. RefSeq lists its product as uncharacterized. The record is from RefSeq and is a predicted model, not a curated record. NCBI's taxonomy places the organism in Eukaryota, Metazoa, Arthropoda, Insecta, Hymenoptera, Formicidae. The coding region runs from base 111 to 1016 and encodes 301 amino acids. The transcript is spliced from 8 exons.
UUGAAGACUUAAAUGUCUGGUGUUGCAUACCAUUGUUACAUUCAUCAUUAAAAUAAAAAAAUUUACUCGUAUUAUCUAUUGCUGCAAAAAGGUCAUUAUUUUUGAAAAGAAUGUUUUACGUACUGCUGUAUGAUGCGUACUGUAUAACAGUACCAGCGAUAUGGAUGAAUCUACAGCAAGAUACAUUUCGAAUGCCGAAAAAGUGUAAACAACUUACUGUAGCCUGUAUCAAACAGAUGUUGCCUUGUGUUGACUGGAACACAUUAGCAUUUCAUAAGAAAUUUGGUCCUUAUGAAACGUAUCAACAAGCACGAUCGAUUGAAAAAGCAAUAAGUGAAAUGUCAGCGUCAGACGACAAUAUCGUUAUACCGAAAGGAAAUUCAGAGAAUUCCCCGAAAAAGAGACUUAUAAAAAAGCCGAAAUUAUACGAUGAUAUAUCGAGUAGUGAUGAACCAAAACGAGACAACAUUACAAUGCCUUCGAAUUACAUUCCAAUAGAAAGUGAAUAUGUACUUGAUCCAUCGAACGAACUUAAUAAAUCAUUGAUCACUAAGCCAGCAUACGAAUGCACUGAAUUAAAUGACGAGGAUUCUAAUUUGGAAUCAGUCUUUGAUGGAUGGGUAAAUGUAGUGAACAAGAGUAAUUUAAAUUCAUUAAGCAAAGAGAUAUCGGAAGCAAGUAAAAAUAUGUUUCCAAUGCAACAGAAACGUGCAGCAUUAGAACCACCUGUAGCAUCAUCAUCCGAGAGAUCAACUGGUCGACCAGUAAUAUUAUCAGACGUGAUAAUUCAUCCUAUCGCAAAUAAUAUCACUUGUGAAAUGAAUUUUAUCGUGAAGGAAGUGAUGGUGUUGAGAAACGGAGCCAUUCUCUCAUUACAUUUUGACAUGUAUACCAUGCCAUCGAAUUUCUUAACAAAAUUCGAAAAGGAUUGCGUUUUCUGGCUGAGUGCUUAUCAACUUGGAUUAAAAUGGGAAGAUGGGAUGAUUCCGUACAGCAUGGUGGAAAAAAACGCCUGA